CCGACACCGCCCGCCGCCCCCCCCCCCCCAGCCCCACGCCCACAUCCCCCUCCACCCGCUCGUGGUUUGCUUGCCUCCCCCUCACAAUCACAUUCUCAGCUCGAAAGUAAAUAUCUUCUGAAACUCUUGUCUAGUUGCUUCAAAUAUUGUUUUGUGAUAGAAAGAAAAAAUAGAAUUUUCUGUAGAAACAAGAUAAGCCACCCUUAUCUAAUCAUGAAAAUAUUGACGCAUUAAAAUAUGAUUCAAUGAUAACAACGCAUGAAGUCAAUGACAACAACCGACAGUAUCAACACGCGAAGACAAUUGAAACGUGCUUUUUUUCAGUUUCACUGAUAGAGAUAACAUCGGAAGUGCGAACUCACUUGUCCAAAAGUGAUACGUAGCUAACUAGAUACCGCAUUCUUCAACAAAAAUUAACAAGACACAUCGUAUGUCCACACAAGAUUCUCAGCAACGUAUUUUAGAAAAUUUUAUAAUAAUUUGGUUAGAUCCAAAUACCAGUGAAUCUGAUGUAUAUUCGCAAAAUAUAAUCAGCCAACUUCGAUGUGUAAGUAAUUGGAUCGAAACAUUUGUUGAUCCCAAUCGAUGCAUUGAUUAUCUCACGAACAUCGAAAACGAAAAAGCCUUUAUAAUCGUUUCCGAUAAUUUCAGUCAACAACUAGUUCCUCUUAUCUUAGACAUACCUGAACUUUUUGCCCUUUAUGUAUUUUGUCGUGAAAAUCAAAUACACGAUCGAUGGAUUAAAGAUCAUCACAAAGUGAAAGGUGUAUUCUCUCAAAUGGAACUAUUAUGCAAUGUGCUCAAACGAGACAUGCAACAAGCUGAUUUAAAUUUGGUUUCGAUCAGUUUCGCUUCUGAAACAUCUUCUAUUGACAUAAAUAAUCUUGAUCAAUCAUUUAUGUACUCACAAUUAUUGAAAGAAAUUCUUCUCAAGAUGGAAUAUAAUGAAACGGCAAAGACAGAAUUUGUUGAAUUUUGUCUAAUACAGCAGGUUGAAAACGAGUCAGCUAUUAGUAUAAUCGAUGAAUUUGAACAAAAAUAUGACCAACCAUCACCAAUCUGGUGGCAACAAUCGGAAUUUGCCGAUAAUGCAAUUAACAGUGCAUUAUUUAACUAUAUUAUCAGUGUAAUUAUGGCUAAAAGGCGUGAUGGUAACGCGUCUCUGUUACAUCUCGAAAAGGUUUCUCAAGUAUGUCAAAACGUUCCAAUUGAUCAUCCAGCACUAGCUGGACAUUACGUUCAUCUGAUACCACCACCACGUGCAAGCUCCAUUGACAUUCAUCCCAAUGCAACAUGGUCAAAGAAUGGUAUCACUGUUGCUGGAGGAAAUGGAUAUGGCAGUGCAACCAAUCAAUUCUAUAACCCAUGGGGUUUGUACGUCGACGACGAUCUAACGAUUUAUGUCGCUGAUGUUUUAAAUCAUCGUAUUGUAGAAUGGAAAUCUGGUGCAACGAAUGGCACAGUAGUUGCUGGUGGAAAUGGACAAGGAAAUGGAACUCAUCAAUUAAAUUGCCCACGAGAUGUGAUUAUCGACAAAGAGAGCGAUAGUCUCAUCAUUAGCGAUACAGGGAAUGGCAGAGUAGUUCGAUGGCCUCGUCGAAAUGGUACUUGUGGAGAAACCAUUAUUUCAAAUAUCGGUUGCUGGAGUUUGACAAUGGACGACAAUGGUUUUCUCUAUGUUGUAAACAGUGGAAAACAUGAAGUAAGACGAUAUAAAAUGGGUGAUACUCAAGGAACAGUAGUUGCAGGUGGCAAUGGACAAGGAAAUCGUCUCGAUCAACUCUCUUAUCCCACCUACGUCUUUGUCGUCGAUCGAGAACAUUCAGUUUAUGUGUCUGAUCGUGACAAUGAUCGUGUCAUGAAAUGGGAAGAAGGUGCAAAACAAGGCAUUGUCGUAGCCGGUGGUCAAGGAAAAGGAAAUAGUCUUACACAGUUGGAUCAUCCUUUUGGAGUCGUUGUCGAUCAAUUGGGUACUGUCUAUGUGGCUGAUUUUGCGAAUCAUCGAAUCAUGCGUUGGCCAAAAGGAGCCACACAAGGAAGUGUCAUUGUUGAUGGAAACAGUAUAUGGUGGAAGUCGAAUCAACUCUCUCUUCCCAUAGGUUUAUCAUUCGAUCGACAUGAUAAUCUCUAUGUCGCCGAUUACGGAAAUGCUCGAGUACAAAAAUUUAAUAUUGCAUAG
Rotaria sp. Silwood2 is the source of this 2179-nucleotide messenger RNA. The record is from the annotation of a GenBank genome assembly. Lineage: Eukaryota; Metazoa; Rotifera; Eurotatoria; Philodinida; Philodinidae.